AUGGAUACAAAACGAUUGUUGGCUUUAUUCUGGUUAUUGGCACUAGCGUGCGGUCGAAGAUUAAAUGACGAGCACACUAAACAAAACAAUUCAAACAGGAAUUUACCUACAGAAUCAAUUGACACUCAAGAAGAUCUCAGCUCUCGAAGUUAUGGACUUCAAGGGCCAGAAAUAGAUUCUCCCGAUGAAUUUAAAUCAGAGGUAUCUGAUGCAUGGAUGCCUACAAGUUCAUCGAAAUCAAUGGCAAAACAAAUUCAUGAGCCUGAAAUUGAUGAUUACGGAGAACCGGAAAAACCAGAAAAACUAAAUGACAAGGAAGAAAUGGAUUCAUUCGAAAGGCUUAAUGACGAAAAAAUUGAAGAUCCCGAAAAUGGUAAUGAAGAUUUCGAGCAAGUGAAAAAAGUAAAAGAGGUGUCGAUAAUGACUUUGAAACCAAAAGAACAUAACAAAGCGUUAGAUCCAAUAAGUGAUCAACAAGGCCGUCCUCCUAUGAGAAUCAUACGCCCUAUGAGAGAUUUGAGUAUACUUGUCAGAAAUCGGCACCAUCCUAUAUUAAUAGCCCGUCAAGUACCUGUUCAUUGGAUACCUCACAACCGUCACCGUCCACAUAAACCACCAUAUCCACAUAAGCCACUACUUCCACAUAAGCCACCACAUCCACACAAGCCACUGUAUCCACAUAAACCUCACCACCCUUCGAUGCCAAAACACAAACCAUGUAAGCCAUGUGAUCCUAAAGUUCAUAAAAAACAUAAGCCGAAAAAACCGAAAAAACCGAAAAAAAAACCAAAGAAAAAACCAAAGAAAGAGCACUGUCACCACCCGAAGAAACCGCAUCAUAAACGAUUAUUAUAUUAUGCCCCUAUACCUACCGCCAUGAACUACUAUAAUUACGGGUCACAAAUCCCGGUGAAAUUGAUUCAGCAAAGUAGUAAUUAUGAUGUGGCAGAAAACCUAGAGAACGAAGAUGUAGAAAUUGAUACCGAAAGACCAUUUCACCAAGAAGUUGAAGACGAUGUCGAAGAACAUAGGUUAGCCGAAAUGAGCGAACCUUUUGAUGAAGAGGUUCUCGAUGAAAGUAAAAUAAAAUCAAUUGAGCAAAUUUAA
Messenger RNA from Macrosiphum euphorbiae (potato aphid), 1107 nucleotides. NCBI's taxonomy places the organism in Eukaryota, Metazoa, Arthropoda, Insecta, Hemiptera, Aphididae. The record is from the annotation of a GenBank genome assembly.